AAAUAGAUAGCCGGAUGUCUCUACGAGUCGCGCGAUAUUAGCACAAACGAGACUUCGGAACAUUCUUUUCACCGGAACAUCAGGCAAAAUGGCGGAUGUCGAGAUCAAGAAGAAGCGUACCUUCAGGAAGUUCACCUACAGAGGUGUGGACCUGGACCAGCUUCUGGACAUGUCCUAUGAACAGCUGAUGCAGCUGUACUGCGCCCGCCAGAGGAGGAGACUUAACCGUGGCCUUCGCCGCAAGCAGCAGUCCCUCCUGAAGCGCCUGCGUAAGGCCAAGAAGGAGGCUCCCCCCAUGGAGAAGCCCGAGGUGGUGAAGACUCACCUUAGGGACAUGGUCAUCCUGCCUGAGAUGGUUGGCUCCAUGGUCGGAGUGUACAACGGAAAGACCUUCAACCAGGUUGAAAUCAAGCCUGAGAUGUGCGGCCACUACCUGGGGGAGUUCUCUAUCACCUACAAGCCAGUCAAGCACGGUCGCCCCGGUAUCGGAGCUACACAUUCUUCCCGUUUCAUCCCACUGAAAUAGAAGGGCUGCUGUCUUUGUAUAAAUAAAAAUGAGGUCCCCACA
Messenger RNA from Oncorhynchus masou masou (cherry salmon), 568 nucleotides. RefSeq names its product small ribosomal subunit protein uS19. Gene Ontology annotation, biological process: translation; ribosomal small subunit assembly. Gene Ontology annotation, cellular component: ribosome; cytosolic small ribosomal subunit. Gene Ontology annotation, molecular function: RNA binding; structural constituent of ribosome. The transcript has 4 exons. The record is from RefSeq and is a predicted model, not a curated record. The coding region runs from base 89 to 526 and encodes 145 amino acids. NCBI's taxonomy places the organism in Eukaryota, Metazoa, Chordata, Actinopteri, Salmoniformes, Salmonidae.